Williopsis jadinii is the source of this 713-nucleotide messenger RNA. Its product is annotated as 21 kDa subunit of NADH dehydrogenase. Bases 39 to 602 code for a protein of 187 amino acids. Lineage: Eukaryota; Fungi; Ascomycota; Saccharomycetes; Phaffomycetales; Wickerhamomycetaceae. The transcript is spliced from 2 exons. The record is from RefSeq and is a predicted model, not a curated record.
UUUCAAACAAAUAACAACCCUCAACAACUAUUUAGAAGAUGAGUGGUGGUCCUGUUCCUGUGUGGCAAAAAUACACCACUGGCUCAAGGGGCAUUUGGGAGAAGAUUCGCCAACUGUUGGUUUUGGUUCCAAACAGAUCCACUGGUAACCCACUUGUUGCUUUGUACCGUGAACCUCCUCCAGGUGCUGAUCCAAACGCAAAGAGCUACAAAGAUGCUGUGACUAUUCCAGCCGGUGAUAUCAAGCAAAACAACUACUUCAAACGUGACCAUCGUCGUAACUACCCAAGAAUCUCCAGUUUUGACCAAACAAAGAUCUCUGGAUUGUUGACUCUAGGUUCAAAGCAGGCUUCAAGAGUUCUCAUCGGUAACGAAGGCUAUAAACAACUUGCAGUUUUCGACAAGGACAAGCAUGUCUACCUGAGCUCUGUUCUCAAACAAGUUCCAGACACCGUUGUUAAUGGUCAAAUCCUUGGUUCUAAUGGUGAACCUGUUGUUGCACCAAGUUUGAACAAAGGCUACUCAUGGGACCUUGUUAAAGGUGAUCAUGGAAUGUACACAGAUGAGUACCCAUGUAGACUCUUCAACACUUACAAGGCAUAAGCCACCUUAUAUAUUUAUCUCUAUUUAUUCCAUCAACCACUUAUUUAUAUAUUUUUAUCGCUUUCUUUUAUUUAUUAAAGCAUUAUAAACAAAAGGAUUCCCAUUAUAUCG